Messenger RNA from Hypomesus transpacificus, 1143 nucleotides. RefSeq names its product glutamine synthetase-like. NCBI's taxonomy places the organism in Eukaryota, Metazoa, Chordata, Actinopteri, Osmeriformes, Osmeridae. Gene Ontology annotation, cellular component: cytoplasm. Gene Ontology annotation, molecular function: glutamine synthetase activity. The transcript has 6 exons. The record is from RefSeq and is a predicted model, not a curated record. Bases 14 to 1120 code for a protein of 368 amino acids.
ACUCUGGGUCGUGAUGGCGUCUGUGUCAGUCAGUUCUGGUCUGAACAAGACCCUGCGGCAGCACUACCUGUCUCUCCCUCAGAGGGGCUUGUGUCAGGUCACCUACGUCUGGGUCGACGGCUCUGGGGAGGGGCUGCGCAACAAGACUCGAACCCUGGACAGAGAACCCCAAGGACUGGAGGACAUUCCGGAAUGGAAUUUUUUCUUUUUGGCCGACGUGGAGGACAGGUCUAACAGUGACAAGUACCUGAACCCAGUGUGCAUAUUCAGGGACCCUUUCACACUAGACCCCAACAAACUGGUUCUGUGUGAGGUGCUCGAACACACCCGCCUCCCUACUGAGACUAACCUGCGCUCAGACUGUAACAAGGUGAUGGAGAAGGUGAAGGAGCACAUUCCCUGGUUUGGAAUGGAGCAAGAGUACACUUUCCUGGGGACAGAUGGACGCCCCUAUGGCUGGCCCUCAAAUGGAUUCCCUGCUCCCCAAGGCCCAUACUACUGCAGCGUCGGUGCAGACUGUGCCUACGGCAGGGACAUUGUGGAGUGCCACUACAAGGCAUGUCUCUAUGCUGGAGUCAAAAUCUGUGGGACCAAUGCAGAGACCAUGCCUUCACAGUGGGAGUUCCAGGUGGGUCCUUGUGAGGGGAUUGAGAUGGGAGACCACCUGUGGAUGGCCCGUUUCCUGCUCCACCGCGUGAGCGAAGACUUUGGGGUCGUGGCUUCCUUGGACCCUAAACCGAUGACGGGUGACUGGAAUGGGGCGGGUUGCCAUACCAACUUCAGCACCAAAGACAUGAGGGCAGAGGGAGGACUGCAGUACAUCGAGCAGGCCAUAGAGAAGCUUAGCACUCGACACGCGGAGCACAUCAAGGUGUACGACCCUCACAACGGCCAGGACAACAUGAGGCGUCUCACCGGCCUCCAUUGGACCUCCAACAUCCACGACUUCUCUGCCGGCGUGGCCAAUCGUGGGGCGAGCAUCCGCAUCCCUCGUCAGGUGGGUCAGGAGAGGAGGGGCUACUUUGAAGACCGCCGCCCCUCCGCCAACUGUGACCCGUAUGCUGUGACGGCUGCCAUCGCACGCACCUGCCUGCUGGAUGAAGAGGAAGAUGAAAUAUAAGACCUUAUUGUUUAUAAAGGUCA